Molecule: messenger RNA, 362 nt
Organism: Suillus fuscotomentosus
Lineage: Eukaryota; Fungi; Basidiomycota; Agaricomycetes; Boletales; Suillaceae
Exons: 1
Coding region: 114-326 (70 amino acids)
Source: RefSeq, a predicted model, not a curated record
GACGCCAAGUGUCACUUUUCAGGGGUAUAAGAGCGAGUCAUCUUCCUACCAUCCACUUCAUCCCAAAGAGAUUUUUCAAGCACCUCACUAGUUUAUACCACCUCGCACAGAUAAUGCGUCUCUCCUUCCUCACCGUUAUUCAAGUUGUUGCGCUGGCAACAUCUAUAACGUCCGUCAGUGCGUAUGGGGGGUGUCACGACAUCACCAAGUAUUGCGUUAUGGACAGUGACUGCUGCGAUAAAAUAACCUGUCGGCACGUUGUAAGUAGUAGUAGUUUGCUUCGCAUCAAACUUUCACUUGAUGUCUUACCCUUCGGGGCCUGGUAGUCGUUUCCCCCAUAUUCAGCCUGCUUUCCUCCUGAC